Neurospora hispaniola is the source of this 666-nucleotide messenger RNA. RefSeq lists its product as uncharacterized. The record is from RefSeq and is a predicted model, not a curated record. Bases 232 to 666 code for a protein of 144 amino acids. NCBI's taxonomy places the organism in Eukaryota, Fungi, Ascomycota, Sordariomycetes, Sordariales, Sordariaceae. The transcript is spliced from 2 exons.
GCUCAGUUGGACGUUGACACCUCCUAUUUUGACGCUUUUCAUGAUCAUGGUCUAACCAUUCCUUGUUCCGCCCAUCACCUGAAAUACUAGACCCUUCGUUUUCGUCGCACUUCCGCGGCUCUUGCCGUCUUCCAAACUUUGAAACUGGUUUGGCCGUACAAUGCUUAUCUUCUCAACCCUACCGAACCCGCCUAAACUUCAAGCAAGGCAUCGUCUUUGUCAGAAAGCAGGAUGUCCGAUGACCAAGGCGACAGUCCUUUGUCCACUAUCAGCAAUGUGGUUGGUCUGUUGACAUUCACUCUGGGACUUCUCACACUCGUUGUUACCUUUCUGUCCAUCACACACAGCGCGGAAAGGGAAAUCGAAGACAUACGCGAAAAGUUACAGGCGAGAGAAAGUCACAUUCGUGAGAUAGAAUGCCACUUCAAGAAACUCGACACAGAGGCACACUCAGACUGGGAAGGCAGUCAGAGUAAAAUCGACUUUCUCAUGACCCUUAGAAAGAUCAAACACCAUCAUCAAAAAGCAACAGCUGCGCUUGACAUGAACAGCAAAAAGCAUUACUGGUGGUGGUAUAAUCGACCUGACGUAAUGGGUGCCGUGGCCGCGAUUGAGACACAGUUCCAACAUCUGAACACCAUCCAGUUGACAUUUCUCCUCACGUAA